ACACUUACAGGGGUGCUGUGUUUGUCACUGAGAGAGCUCACCUGUUCAACGCACUUAAAGUGCUUUUGGCUUGUGUAACUGGUCGCAUUAAUUCUACAGAUAUUUUAGCCGAAAAGCAGGAUUUUGAGCGCAGCGUGAUGAAGCUUGAGCGGCCGCAGAGGAACAUAACGGUGAUGAGUGUCAUUCAUUGCGCGCUGCUGUUGGGAUUCAUUGAGUCCGGUGCGCUCGCUGUGCGCAGAUUCCGCGGAGGUCGAAACCCGCAGCCGCGACGAGUGCAGCCCUCCGCUCAGUACCGGGACCGAGGCGAAACCACCGAGAGUUUCUCACUGGAUUUCACGGCUGUUGAAGAGAACAUGGACAAUUUCAUGACUCAGGUGAAGAACUUGGCGCAGUCCCUCUACCCGUGCUCGGCCCAAAAGCUCGACUAUGACAUGAAGUUACAUUUCCUGGAGAAUACAUCAGUCACCUGUAACGACGGGACCCCAGCAGGGUACUAUCUAAAGGAGUCCAAAGGAAGCCGAAGGUGGUUGAUAUUUCUGGAGGGUGGCUGGUACUGCUUCAACAAAGAGAACUGUGACAGCAGAUAUGAGACUAUGAGAAGACUCAUGAGCUCCUCCAAGUGGCCACAAACCAAGACAGGCACAGGAAUUCUGUCAUCACUUCCAGAAGAAAACCCACACUGGUGGAAUGCCAACAUGGUGUUCAUCCCAUAUUGCUCGAGUGAUGUAUGGAGUGGAGCCGCACCAAAAACUGAUCAAAAUGACUAUGCGUUCAUGGGCUCACUCAUUAUAAAGGAAGUAGUAAAGGACCUGCUGAGAAAAGGUCUGGACAACGCCAAGAUCCUGCUCUUAGCUGGAAGCAGUGCUGGCGGCACUGGAGUGCUGCUGAAUGUGGACCCAGUGUCAGAGCUCCUGGAGGAGUUGGGUCACCCCAACAUCCAGGUGAGGGGACUGGCUGAUUCUGGCUGGUUCCUGGACAACAAACAGUACCGCUGCACGGAUUGUGUAGAUGCAAUUAACUGUGCGCCCACUGAGGUCAUCAAGAGAGGGGUCAAAUACUGGGGCAGUGUGGUUCCUGAGCGAUGCCGUCAGGCUUAUGAAGGAAAAGAAUGGAAUUGCUUUUUUGGUUAUAAAGUUUAUCCUACCAUUAAACGCCCUGUGUUCAUCGUGCAGUGGCUGUUUGAUGAAGCCCAGCUAACAGUUGACAACAUUCAUCUGACCGGUCAGCCCGUUCAAGAGGGACAGUGGCGGUAUAUUCAGAAUUUGGGUAUUGAGUUGAGGAACACUCUAAAGGACGUCCCUGCCAUGUUUGCUCCAGCUUGCCUUUCACAUGAAUUCAUAACAAGAAAUUAUUGGACUGACGUUCAGGUCAAAGGCACGUCUUUACCCAGAGCGCUCCACUGCUGGGAUCGCAGUCUACACGAAAACAGCAGAAAUAACAAAGCCCUGCCCAAAGGUUGUCCCGUGCACUUGAUUGACAGCUGUCCGUGGCCUCACUGCAAUCCGACAUGCCCAACCAUCCGAGACCAGUCGACAGGGCAGGAAAUGAAUGUCAUUCAGUUCCUCAUGCACAUGGGCUUUGAUGUUCAGAAGAUGGCCCAACAGCAGGGCAUGGACCCUAGUAAGCUGCUGGGCAUGCUCAGCAGUGGAAGCUAAAUGCCAUGGAGGGACUCGCUUCCAACUGGGGCUGUGCUACCUGUCAGUCCGUUUGAUACCUCCAACCCCCUUAACCAACCUCAGCUUUGACCUCAUGCUGAGCUCUGCCCCUUGCCAGGGCUCUGUGCCAACUCUGUGGGCUUCCACCUCCAGUUAUCCUCAGUUAAUAAUUCCCUUGUCGAAAAGACCUUAAAGGAAUGCCAAGAGAAUUCCUCUCAUAAUUUGGAACCAAUCCUAAUGGGAUCAAACAAGAAACAUUUUAGAAUCAAAUAAUCCCCUACUGGAUAAAUUGAAAUGCCCUUUUUAUUUGUAUUAUUAUUAUUAUGCAGAAUUUCAGUGUAUCCACUAGGAUCUCGUUUGAUUCUUUGGCCACUUCCACACUAAAACAUUUCCUUUUUAAAACACAUUGAUUUUGCCACGUUUACGGCUCUCAUCCACAAUAGCGUUUUCCUCCACAGAAAAUUGAGCAUUUCGAAAACGCUCUCCAUUACCUUUGGAAAACGACAUAAGGAAAUAAAAAAACAAAAAUGAUUUUUCAAAUAAAAAUAUAUUGGUUCCACUUUAUGAUAGAAAUUCCAAUGGCAACCCAUAAGAUUUUUUGACAAGGAAAAUUUAAGAGUAGUGAUGGUGUCCAUUUUUCUCCAAUCCAUAUACGCAUUUAAGUCAGUGGUUCUCAACUGAUGGGUCUUGACCCAAAAUUGGGUUGCAGGUCUGUUCUGAUAUGGGCCAUCGACAGCAGGAAAAUAACAGCGCUAAAUGCAAAUAUUAAAAUGCAGUUAAACAUAUAAUAUUGGUUGGGAUAGCAAAUUAAAUGGGCAUAUCAACUUUUAAAAAGGACAAGAAAACACUUCCCAUAUCUUUUGCUAUUGAUGUCAAAGGCUGUGCAUCCAAUCCUUACUCAACACUCUACGGUAUUUGAUCACUUGGUAGUAACUAGCCAAAGUAGGCCGAAAUCAACAUGGCCAGGACAAGACAGGUUGAGUGACAUCCUUAAAAAUCAUAAACAAAACAAUGUGAGGUAAAAGAAAAUAUGAAAAAUUUGUAUUAUCAGCCAAUGUCAUGUCAACAAUUUUGCAUACUGUUAGGCCUAUGCAAUUAACGGUAAUAUUAAAAAAAUACUGAUAAAUGUUUAAUGAUAUUUUUGUGUACUUUUGUACCGUAAACCAGUGGGCUAGUGCCCACGAGGGGCCCAUGAGCUCUUGAAGUCAAAAGGCCGAGUCCCACUGCGUUAAACAAAUUUUUGUACAGUGGUUGGUUGCCACUUAAUGUCCAAUGUACAUUCUGGGCCCUGAUGCAAAACCAGUUGAGAACCACUGAUUUAGAUGGUCAUUACUGAGCAGCUUGGAGAUGAUAGAGCGCCUCAAAUCGAGAAUUGGAAUGGAGCCCUUGUCAGAUCCACCUCAAACCACAACACAAUACUGGUGAAAGUACUGAAGAGACAUGUAACCAGGACAAGGUACACCUGCAUCUUUGCUCUUAAUUUAUCUUUUGGUUAUAAAAGUAUCACGAAUGUAAUCCAGUUUUACGGAUCUUCAGCAUUGUUGUUUGCUUUGUUGUUGUUGUUUUUAUUUUAGUUGAUUUUUUUUAACAAUAUAUUUAGCCACAAGUUAUUAGAGUUUUAUAUGACCAUUCAGAGAAAGAAAAUAGAAAACAAAGAGAGAACGGAGAUUGUAGAGUUUAUAUUCUAUAACACAGAUUAUAGAGUUUAAAACGUACAUACUGUACAUACCGAUAUGGAUCUAGUCUGAUUAUAAAGAAUCUUAUGAACAGAAAUUAGGAACAGGCAGACAAGUGUGGAAAGCACUGGAUAACCUACACUAAACCCAACAACCUUCUUGGCUUAAUAAUUUAAAAUAUAUCACAAUAAUAAUAUUGUUUAAAAGAAAAGUUCCAAAAAUGAAAAAUGUACGUCAUAAAACCCAUAUGAUGUUAUUUUUUCUGACGAACACAAAAUAAGACAUUUUAAAGAAUGUCCGAGCUGCUGGUUUCCAUACAAUUAAAACAUACAGUGGCCAGUGGCAAGAAACUCCCAAAUUAAAAAGCUCAUAUGACUUGUGUGCAUACUUCAAGUGAUCUUAAUAUAAUGCACAAGCAAUAUGGAUUACUUUUAUGAUAAUUAAUAAUACAUUUUUGGUGCUUGGCAGUAAAAGUUACCAUCCACUUUCGUUGAAGCUCAGACAUUCUUUAAAAUACUUUAAAGAAAGAAAAUCAUUCAGGUUUGUAAUGACAUGAAGGUGAGAUUCAUUUUUGGAUGGAGCUUUUCCUUAAGGUACAAAAUCUAUACAUUCCCACAAAUCCUGGAUAAAAAGCUAAUCCCAGCAAACAGAUUUCCACUGUCACAUUCAGGCACACAUUUUUGUGAAUGUGACCCUGCUGCUCAGUUCGGUCUCUGUACAAUUUUGAUGCAUCUUCAUUUAACUCAUUCACAUUGUAUUAAGCUAAACGACAAAAGGGAGAUUACACUCACUGUAACCAUGUUUUCUUCAACUGUGUAUAAACUCUUGGGACAUUUGUUUCUUAUUAUGUAAGUGGUAAAAUAAGCCAAACAAGUGCAAUUUCCAUUCUUCAACAAGUACAUUGUCACAUGUUAUAAACUGCCAUUGCACUGACAUGACUGCAAGCCAAUGGCAACUUAAAGCUUAGUUGAAAGGAUCACAAUUUUAUCAAUGCAACUUUCUCUCACUCCACUGGGAGAGGGUAUUGUAUGCUUUAAGCAUUUAUCUAUGUAUAGGUCUUCAUAAAGCUAGCUCCUUUGAGAGUACUUUUGUCAUAUGAAGACACUCUAGACUUUUAAAAUUUUAAUAGAAAAUCACUUUUUAAUAUAAUGUUAUGUAGUGAUCAAUGAACAGUCUCAUGUAAAAAAAAAAAAAAGAUCCACCAUAAGAAAAGAAAAAUGUUGUGAAGAUGUGAAGGUAUUACUAAUUGCUAUUUUGUUCUAUAACAUAUUUUUUAACAGAAGCUCAAUGUACAAGGCUAAGUUGCAUAUUUAUUUUAUGUAAAUCAUAUUUAUAAUGCUAUUUUCACAGAGAAGUGAUUCUUUGUAAAUUGUAAAUAAUUCUGUUUUUUUUUUUUCUUGUGUUGAAUGCAUGUAUGUGUCCC
Molecule: messenger RNA, 4754 nt
Organism: Myxocyprinus asiaticus (Chinese sucker)
Lineage: Eukaryota; Metazoa; Chordata; Actinopteri; Cypriniformes; Catostomidae
Gene: notum1a
Product: notum, palmitoleoyl-protein carboxylesterase a
Exons: 11
Coding region: 138-1655 (505 amino acids)
Molecular function (GO): hydrolase activity
Source: RefSeq, a predicted model, not a curated record